AUUCUUAUUAGAAUUGCAGCAAAAAAUGGGUCGUUCAAAAACGCUCAAAGUAUAUCAGCUGUCAUACUGAGGCAGUCUGUUUGUGUUGUCAAAUUUGACAACUAGAAAUGAGUAAUUUACGGUGUUUUUGUAGGAAUUACCAAUUAAAUUAGAGCUCUAUUGGGUAAUUCGUGGCAUUGUUUACAUUUACAUAAAAGAAUGAGUUAAUUAUCAAUAUUCACAUGAUAUCAAACCAAAACAAUGUCAGCGAGAGUGAAUAUGAGGCCAAGCAGCAAAAAUACACUGCUAAAAGUUGUGAUUUUGGGUGAUGGAGGUGUGGGAAAAAGCUGUUUAAUGAAUAGAUUUGUCUCUAAUCAAUUUGAUGAACAUUCCUUCCAUACAAUUGGUGUCGAGUUUUUAAAUAAAGAUAUUGACAUAGAUGGUGACACUUAUACUCUACAGAUUUGGGAUACAGCAGGUCAGGAACGGUUCAGAACCUUGAGAACUCCUUUUUAUAGAGGAAGUGAUGUUUGUAUGUUAACAUAUUCCAUAGAUGAUAAAUCCAGCUUUCGCAAUUUAGAAAUGUGGAAAGAAGAAUUCCUACAUUAUGCCGAUAUCAGAGAGAAUUCUCAGUUUCCCUUUAUUGUUAUUGGAAAUAAAUCAGAUGUAUCAGAUUCUCAGAGAGAGGUCUCUCAGACUGAAAGGGAAACUUGGUGCAAUGAAAAUAACAUCACAGCAUCUAUUGAAACUUCUGCCAAAGAUGCGAGUAAUGUCCAAGAGUCUUUUAAACUUGCUGUACAGCAAUGGAUGAAAUUGGAGAUGAGAGCUGAUAGGAAUGAAACAUCAUACAACGAUACUGUGGAUUUGAAAAAGAGACAAUCAGGUAGUAGAAGUUCCUGUUGCUCCGGAGGUGAUGUUUAAAUUCAUAUCACACAAAGUGAUACUUUUGAAAAAAGCACAACUGAUUAAUUUGAAUGGAUAAAUGCCAGUGAUUUCUUAUUACCAAUGAUAUUCAACUGGAUUAUUAUACUUACAACCAUAAACUUUAGUUUAGAUAUAUUUCCCAAGUCUUGCACUUGUUUAAUCUUAUAGUUUAUUUAUUAGGAGAUUUCUAUUAUUCUUUAGUCCAUUUAGUUUAAUCAGAAAUGAAACACGUUAUUUGUUUUUAUUUUGACAAGAAUCAUUUUCUUAACUAUUUCACCUAUGAUUAUUUAGUUCUUGGAAAAUGGCAUAUUUUUAUCAGAGCCCUGUGUCCACUCAUAUUCCUUACUUCUGGAAUAUUCAAGAAAACAUUGCAAAUUUUAUGAAUGAAAAGUUUAUCUAGGCUGAAGAGGAUGCUUAAAGUGAUAACAUUUGUUUUUACUCAUUUCUUCUUGAAGAAAAAAAGAUCUCAUUUUAAACUCUCAAAAAUUUGUUUUUUCCCUCAACUACAUGUUCUAUGUUUUCAUAGAAUUGAAUAGAUCUUCAACUCAUAUGUGUUGCUCCUCGAUUAAUUCAGGUAGUAAUGCAGCAGCAGUACCUCCAACCAAAGAAAUUAAAAUUGAUGAAUUUCAAAUUAUUUUAUAAAGAUAUUGUUGUUUUUGUGAUAUUGAACAGACUUUUUGAAUAUGUUGCAUUUAUUAGACUCAGUUUUCAGUAUUGGAUGGGUAAAAUUGGUGAUCUGAACUAAAAUUUUUUAUUUCCAAAAGAAAAACCACAACCUUUUGUUGGAGCUCAGCAAUGGAAAAAAUCUGAGUACGCCACUGGAUUGAUAUAAAAAAGUGUCUAUAAUGUUUUUAUAUCAACAUCAUAGUUCAAACAGGAAUGGGGAUAAUGACCAAUGUUGAAAUCACCCAAAUCUCAGUUUUGGCUCAUAAUUCAAAAGCAAAGAAGUUAGAGGAACGCAGUGAACAGCAUUAUUAGUUUUCCAAAAAAGAUAAUUGCAAUGUGCACUAAUUUCUCUUAGGGUUAAAAAGUUGUAGUCCAGGUAUAACCAAUUUCGCCCAUCCUGUACAUUACAAAUUAUUUAUCCUUGUUGUUCCAAACUUUUUUUUGAGUCUUAUACUUCCUUCUUUUUAUCAUUAUUCCAAAAUAUAAACAUUUAUUUAUAUUUACCCAUUUUGAUAGCAAUAAUUUAGUUCGAUAAUGAGGAAGUGGCUACUUAGAUAAUCACAUAUAAUGCUCUUUUGACCUCUCAGGCAAAAUACAGGCUAGCCGAAUAAAACCUUGAUAUAAGUCCAAGUAUAUGUAUAUAUGACGUAUAGUUGGAAAAAGCAAUUAUAUCCAAGUGGGAAUAUCAAAGGGAAAUUAUGUAUAAUAUCUAGAUAUUUCUGUUUCAAUAUGGAUAGUAGCAGUAUUAUUUACAUCAUUUCAAUUUCAAAUAAAUUAUUUUCUAUGAAAUGAAAAAUGUGCGCUUUAGCAGUGAUGAAACAUGUAAAAAUUAAUUUGGUGCUUUAAUGGUUUAAUACUUUUAUGAAUUAUACCAAGAUUUAUGAAAUGCUUCGAUGUUACAAUCAAUCUGUAUUUUUAUUAAUAAAAUAUUUAUUUACAA
This is a messenger RNA of Harmonia axyridis, 2509 nucleotides long. RefSeq names its product ras-related protein Rab-9A (gene Rab9). Gene Ontology annotation, cellular component: late endosome; lysosome; phagocytic vesicle. The record is from RefSeq and is a predicted model, not a curated record. The transcript has 3 exons. The coding region runs from base 241 to 900 and encodes 219 amino acids. Gene Ontology annotation, molecular function: GTPase activity; GTP binding. Gene Ontology annotation, biological process: retrograde transport, endosome to Golgi. Lineage: Eukaryota; Metazoa; Arthropoda; Insecta; Coleoptera; Coccinellidae.